UCUUGAGGCGUGGCUUUCGGCUUUCAUAAUUCAUUACACUUUUAUUUUCUCUCUCUCUCUUUCUCUGGAAGCCACCAAGAUUAACCCAUCGAUAAAAAUGUAUGCUUUCUUCUUUCCCAAACAGUUGUUCUUUUUUCCCAAUGUCUCUUUGUUUCUUUCACAUAAUUAAUCAUGGUUGCCGCUGCCAUUAAUCUCUGUCUUUCACUACUUGUUCCCAGCUUUUGACCCCCAUACUCUUCGAACCAGACAAUAAAGUCCAAACACCAUUAUUCAAUUCCCACUGUUUUGUUCUUUGUCUUGUUCUUCACCCAAAUAUAAUGCAUCAAAUCAGGAGAGAAAACCCAUCGUUCUCUUCGUCUCUUCUCGACGCUAUUUAUCGUUCCAUCGAUGAACCGAACGGUAUCAAUCGGGACGAAGAGCUGAUUUUUCACAGAGACAAGGCCGUCAUGAGGAAGAAGAAGCAAAACAGUACUUCACUGAAACAAGAAGAAUUGAAUAACAGCGUUCGACGUGCUUGCAUGAUCGACAAAUGGAUGCAAAAGAAACAAGUUAUUAGCAGCACCGGCGGUGAAAUUAAGGUAUUUGGGAUUGAUCCGAUGUUUUUGAAUUCGAACUCCACGUCCUCCGAUUCGAGCUGCGUCGGCGGGUUUUCGUCGUCCGAGUCGGACUCAUUUUACAGUGCGAAAACAAGGUCAUUGUCGCAGUCGUCGACGACGUCUCAUUGCCACAGGUCGAAACCUAAACCGAUUAAAACCAGUAUUUUUCCACUGCCUAAACCGGAAGUGCUCGGAAAAAAUGUUCAUGGCGGUGUUUCAACGCCAAAGGCGGUCAAGCAUGAAGGUGGUGGGUUCAUAAAAACAAAAUCCAAGGCCAUGAAGAUUUACAAUGACCUGAAAAAGGUUAAACAACCGAUAUCUCCAGGAGGUAAACUCGCAAGCUUCAUUAACUCGUUGUUCACUUCGGGGAGUCCGAAGAACCCGAAGAAGAAGUCAAUGUCGGAGCAAACGACAUCAACAUGUUCUUCAGCUUCCUCACUUUCUAGAUCAUGUCUAUCGACGACCAAAGCGAAUGUCGGGACGAGGACAAAGAGAUCGGUUCGGUUUUGUCCGGUCAGCGUCAUUCUCGACGAGGAUUCGAGGCCGUGUGGGGAACUUAAAAUCCGCCAUGAAAAUGAACUUCAAGCUUCCAUGAGAAAACCAGUCACGAGCAAAGAGAUUGAGUACCGCUUCAUCGAAGAAAACCGUAGGGUUGCAGAAGCUGCAAGGGAGCUUUUAAACAGCUACCGGAAGCAGAAGAACGAAGAGUUCGAUAUGAGAGAUGCCGCCGACAAAGACGGUGAAGACGAAGCAGCUAGUUACGCAAGCUCGGAUCUGUUCGAACUGGAUAACCUGUCGGCCGUCGGUAAUGAAAGGUAUUUAGAAGAAUUGCCUGUGUAUGAAACAACCCAUUUUGAUACUAAUCGAGCCAUUGCUAAAGGUUUGAUUCUGUAAUAUCUGAACAAUUUGGGGGUUUACAUGAAAAAAAAAUA
Messenger RNA from Hibiscus syriacus, 1528 nucleotides. Its product is annotated as protein BIG GRAIN 1-like A. The transcript has a single exon. Lineage: Eukaryota; Viridiplantae; Streptophyta; Magnoliopsida; Malvales; Malvaceae. Gene Ontology annotation, biological process: auxin-activated signaling pathway. The record is from RefSeq and is a predicted model, not a curated record. The coding region runs from base 318 to 1490 and encodes 390 amino acids.